Penicillium macrosclerotiorum is the source of this 1044-nucleotide messenger RNA. Its product is annotated as syntaxin. The record is from RefSeq and is a predicted model, not a curated record. Bases 1 to 1044 code for a protein of 347 amino acids. NCBI's taxonomy places the organism in Eukaryota, Fungi, Ascomycota, Eurotiomycetes, Eurotiales, Aspergillaceae. Gene Ontology annotation, cellular component: SNARE complex; endomembrane system; plasma membrane. Gene Ontology annotation, molecular function: SNARE binding; SNAP receptor activity. The transcript is spliced from 3 exons. Gene Ontology annotation, biological process: exocytosis; intracellular protein transport; vesicle fusion.
AUGAGUUACCAGAACUUGGGGGAUGAUAACCAAGGGGGCUACGGCCAAUACAACCCGUAUGGCAGCCAGCAGAACCCCUAUGCGGCACAGCAGCAGCCGUCCAACACGCCGCCUAGCUAUGGAUACGGAGGUGGCUAUGGCCAGGCCGGUGCCAUGGAGCAAGGCAAUGGUGGUUAUGGUAAGUUUCAAGAACCAACCCGGGUCUCGGGGGGGAGCCCCAACUAUCUCGACGGCGCUUGCUUCCGGGACGCGAAAAAGCCAUCGACAACUGACACCACAAUCACUAUAGAAAUGUCCAACAUGGGCCAGUCCGGCGGCCCAACCGCAAUUCUCCAGAAGUGUCGCGAAUUGAAGGAGGGCAUCAGCGAGCUCGCUCAGAAGCGGGAGACCCAACUCAAGGCCGCGCAGAACACCCUGAUUGAAUCGAACACCGGCAAGGAAGACGCGAUCUCGCGUCAGAACUUGGACUAUGUUGAGGACGAGAUGAACACUGCGCUCCGCUACCUGCGCGACCAGUACAAGCGCAUCAAGGAGACUCCGGGCUCCGGCGACAGCCGCUGCCAGGGACAGGUCACCAAGGUUGGCCAGGACCUGAAGGAAGAGAUCCGACUCUAUCAGGCGACCCAGUCCGAUUUCCAGAAGCGCCUGGCCGAGCAGGUGCGCCGGCGUUACCAGAUUGCGAACCCCGAGGCCACCCCGGAUGAGGUGGAGCGUGGGGUUGAGCUGGUCAUUCAAGGCCAAGAGCAGGCUUUCAUGACUCCCGGUACCCGUUCACGCCAGGCCAACGAUGCCCGCCAGGCUACCAUGGCGCGUUCCGCCGCCAUCCGCAAGAUCGAGCAGGACAUGACCGAGCUUGCCAACAUGUUCCGUGAUGUCAACGAGUUGAUUACCCAGCAAGAGCCCGCGGUCACUCAGAUCAGCCAGGGUGCUGAGGAGACCCACCGCAAUGUCCAGCAGGCCAAUACCAAGCUGGACAGUGCUAUCACCAGCGCCCGCAACGCUCGUCGCUGGAAGUGGUAUGCAUUGAUUAUCGUCAGUAAGUAG